ACUUCACAUUACAAGAGAUUCUUGACCAUAAACAAUGUAUAAACUUUCAGUCACAAUGACGACCUUACAAACGGAAUCAGUCGCUGAAUACAUCCUGGUGGAGUAUAGGUGGGUGGUGGUGAUACUGGCUUUACUACCUAUGUCGUUGCUCUGGAAGAUAUGGUCCACCUUCAGGAACUACGUGGUGUUCAAACUGAAUAGUGCACCGAAAAUGCACGACCGGAAAGUCAAGCAGGUUCAGAAGCAGAUUAAAGACUGGUUGUCAGGCGGAAGGAAAACCAAGCUGUGUACUGCCCGGCCCACUUGGCAAACGAUGUCCUUCCGUCAGAGCUUGUACAAGAAGUCCUUCACCAACAUCAAAGUCAACCUGGUGGAUGUUCUCGAAGUUGACGUUGACAAUAUGACGGUACGAUGCGAGCCUCUAGUUACCAUGGGCCAGCUGUCCCGAACUCUCGAGCCUCUAGGUCUUGCCCUGGCAGUGGUUCCAGAGUUGGACCAGCUAACUGUCGGUGGUCUGGUGAUGGGAACAGGUGUGGAGACCUCGUCGCAUGUGCACGGCCUCUUCCAGCACAUAUGCCUCCGAUACGAGCUCGUUCUAGCUGACGGCUCUGUUGUCACGUGCAGCAAGGAUGAGAAUCCAGAUCUGUAUUACGCGGUGCCUUGGUCCUACGGCACUCUAGGCUUCCUGACAUCAGUUGUGAUCAAAGUGGUACCGGCUAAGAAAUAUAUUCGUCUCGAAUAUCACCCGUACACCAAGCUAUCAGACUUGGCUGACAGAUUCAGGAAGGAAUCACUAGAUGAUAAACCUCACCAGUUCAUUGAGGCGUUACUCUACACGAAGGACUCUGGGGUGGUAAUGCUCGGAGACAUGGUGGAUGAGAUCGGAACCGAUGGAAAGUUGAACGAGAUUGGAAAAUGGUAUUCGGAGUGGUUCUUUGUCCAAGUUCAGAGACAUCUGAAAAAGCACCAGGAGAACGUCAGGAAGACUGUCGUGGAGUAUAUACCUCUCAGGGAUUACUAUCAUCGACAUACUAAAAGUCUCUUUUGGGAACUGCAGGACAUCGUACCGUUCGGCAAUAAUGUGCUGUUCCGUUACCUUUUCGGCUGGUUGAUGCCACCUGAGGUGUCUCUGCUGAAGCUGACACAGCCACAGGCUGUCGCCGACCUGUACGAGCGCGCACAUGUUAUACAGGACAUGCUGGUUCCGGUACAACACUUGGACAAAGCCAUACUUAAAUUCCAUGAGGAGUUCGAGGUGUAUCCUAUUUGGCUGUGUCCAUUUAAGGUGUUCAACAAUCCAGGACAAUUGAAGAUCAAGUCUGGGGACUGGCAAAUGUUCGUUGAUAUUGGCGUAUAUGGUGUGCCAAAAGCUAAGGGAUUUGAGACGGUGCCAUCAACUCGUCGCAUAGAAAGCUUCGUGAGCUCACACGAUGGGUUCCAAAUGUUAUACGCAGAUACGUAUACGACCAGGGAAGAGUUCCGCGCUAUGUUCGACCACACACUUUACGACUCGCUGCGCGACCAACUUCCUUACUGCAAGGACGCAUUCCCUGAAAUCUAUGGGAAAAUUAACAGAAAUGUUAGGAAGUAAUUGUAAUAUUUUAAUCGAGCACCACAAGUAAUUACUAGUUUAUACGUUUCUUUACAGAUUUAAAUUUAUAAGUAAAUCAAGAACUUCAGAAAGAAUGCUUUGUAAAAAUGUUG
Diatraea saccharalis (sugarcane borer) is the source of this 1704-nucleotide messenger RNA. Lineage: Eukaryota; Metazoa; Arthropoda; Insecta; Lepidoptera; Crambidae. The record is from the annotation of a GenBank genome assembly.